Molecule: messenger RNA, 1796 nt
Organism: Effrenium voratum
Lineage: Eukaryota; Dinophyceae; Suessiales; Symbiodiniaceae
Source: the annotation of a GenBank genome assembly
GCAACAACGCAGCUUGUGUCUGUGCGAUUCUGUCCAUGUGCGCCAUGCAAGCUGUGCAACUCAGGCCCUCCACCCCCGCACCGUGUGCCCCGACGCCGCGGCUUCGCAGCGCCGGGCCCACGGCCUGGCCGCGGCAUGUGCGCCGCGGCGCGGGAGAGGUGGCCUCGCUGGCGCUUGGGCUGGCGUGCUGGCGAGCAAGGAGGAGCUAUAGUCGAAGAUGCCAGGUGCGUCUCCAAGCCUUCUAUGAGGCGACGCCUCGAGAAGGCUGCUCCUUCGGCGCCUCUGUGCGGGGCUUCAGCGUCAAGGAGUUCCUGGACGACGAGGACGCCAUGGCGCAGGUCCGCGAGGACAUGUACAAGCACCGACUCCUGAUUUUUCACGGCCAGACUGAUCUGACGCCAGAGGAUCACAUCAAGCUUAGCGAGCAUUUGGGCUCCUUGGACCACAUCCUCCACCGGCCCCACCCCAAAUCCCCGGACCCGCGGCUGCUGCGUGUGGCGAACGACGACCGUGAAGGCUUCAUGUCAGUGGGUACCAGUGGCUGGCACGUGGACGGCGUCAUGCUUCAAGCUCCGUUCGCUGCUCAGACGAUGCACCACUUGCACGCCAUAGAAGGGGGCGACACCAUGUUCCUGGGCAUGAACGAGUUGUACGACUCCUUGGACGAAGACUUCCGGGACCUUUGCGACCGGCUGUGGUUCGUGUCAGGUGUUGGGGAAGACCUUCAGCAAGGAGAAGGGCAGAUGUCCUUGCUGCCCUUGGUCUAUGAUCACCCCUUCACCGGCGACAAGACCAUGUGCUUUCACCUAGGGCAGACCUACUGCCUGGGCUUCGUGGAAGAGGUGCCCUUGAACCUCGUGAUGCAGGUGGUGGCCAACGUCAUGACCCGCGGGGACGGGCUGCUGAAAGGCGCCGGCGCGGCGCUGAAGAAGCACCUGGCGGGGCCCAGGGACGACUGCAGCUCGCAGUUCCGGUUCCUCCCUGCCGUGCCAGUCCAGGAAGCGAUUCAGAAGGCCAUUGAUGCCAUGGACCCGGACACUCGCGCUCGGGCCAUUGCCCGGAUUGAGUGGGACAGAGGAGACUUGGCACUUAUCGACAACAUGGCGCUGGCGCAUGUGCCUGUCCCGGGCACGCAGACGCUGCCCCUGGUCAGCGGACUGCGAGUCUUCCAUAGGACCACAAUGACCAAUUCGGAGGCCAUCCCUCGGAAUCAGAGGGGCGCCCCCUCAGUGCUGCUGGCUGGCAAGCGUCGGGAAGGCCCGGUCUCUGACGACGCCUUUGAGGAUCCAGAGAGCAUGCGGGACAUCCUGCGAGCGCUGAUGGCGGCCACGCCCAUCAACAUGGAUGAGCUGGGAGGCGACCAAAGAGGAGGCGAAAUCCAAAUGCCCAAGAGCAUCCCGGCGAGGGAGGAGGCGCUCAGAGCCCUGGAGGAAUCCCAGCAGCCCCUAAAUCUGCUCAAAGCGGUGGACGAAGAGAUCGAGGCUGCGAACGCUAACGGCCGGGAGGCCUUGACCAAGACUCUGAAGAGGCUCAUGGCUCAGUACCAUCCGGACCGGAACCAAGACCAGGAGAAGGCCACAGUGCCCAUUUUUAGGUACCUCCGGCGCCUGCGGAAGGAGCAGGGACGGCCCGCCAGCGUCAUGGCGCCCACCAAGGAUCGUGUGGUCGACCGCCUCCGAAAAAAGGCGUCGAAAAUCGCCCUUGGGGUUGGCGAAGGCGUUGCUGGGUGAGAGCACUGAGCCUCCUGCUUGCCUGGCACCCCGGGGCAAGAUUUCUGCCGUUGGCGCUUACGGCUU